AUCUCAACUGUGCUUUACCAGAAUGAACAGUAUAAGACUUUUUCAAACGACGGGAGUCGGGAGAAACAACAUGCUUUCCAGUAUAUUUACUAGCAUAGUUAAACCUUCGUUCAGCGUGGGAUCUUUGCAUAACGGUGGUGCUUUUGGUUUCUUGUACCCUCGCUUGCAUCAGGCUCCAAAGUUCACCAUCACUUUACCAGAAUUCAUUGGUGAAUGGAUAUUGAAGGCUGUGCCUAAGAAGAAACCCUCAUAUAGAAGAACCAGACAAAAGUUAUAUGCUCCCGGUAAUAAGAAGAUCCAGCCGUUAAACAAUAUUGUUAGAUGUCCAGCUUGUGGAUCAGUCAAAAGAUCUCAUUUCAUGUGUAUGAACUGUUUCAUGGAAAUCAAACAGUUUUUAAAGACCUUAAAACCAAAGAGUUCCGAACCAGUGCAAGCAGAUCUUGAUGAAAUUGACACAAAUAUCUUGUACCCCCAGAAAAGGUUAUCUGCUUAUGGGAGAAGGAUGAAGAAGAGAGAUUGGAUUCCUCAGAGAGAGAAGCCGUUGAUGUUCGAUUCACAACAAGUCAAACACAGAAAAUGAUGCCAUACAUAUAAUCCAAUUUGUACAUAGACGAUAAUUAGUGCAUGAAGUGCAUACUUU
Messenger RNA from Yamadazyma tenuis ATCC 10573, 640 nucleotides. Its product is annotated as mitochondrial 54S ribosomal protein bL32m. The record is from RefSeq and is a predicted model, not a curated record. Gene Ontology annotation, cellular component: mitochondrial large ribosomal subunit. Lineage: Eukaryota; Fungi; Ascomycota; Pichiomycetes; Serinales; Debaryomycetaceae. Gene Ontology annotation, molecular function: structural constituent of ribosome. Gene Ontology annotation, biological process: translation.